Molecule: messenger RNA, 675 nt
Organism: Papaver somniferum (opium poppy)
Lineage: Eukaryota; Viridiplantae; Streptophyta; Magnoliopsida; Ranunculales; Papaveraceae
Product: cytochrome P450 71B20-like
Exons: 2
Coding region: 61-675 (204 amino acids)
Molecular function (GO): oxidoreductase activity, acting on paired donors, with incorporation or reduction of molecular oxygen; monooxygenase activity; iron ion binding
Source: RefSeq, a predicted model, not a curated record
CUAGAGAAGGAUCAACAGAGUACGAUUCAUCUCACACACGACCAUAUCAAAGCAAUUCUUAUGAACGUAUUUCUUGGUGGAGUAGACUCACCGGCUGUAGCAGUGAGUUGGGCAAUGGCAGAACUGACUAAAAAUCCAAAAGCAUUGAAGAAAGUUCAAGAAGAGAUUAGAAACUAUGUGGGAUCAAAAAGGAAGGUUGAAGAAUCAGACCUUGAUAAUUUCAAAUACUUAAAAAUGGUAUUUAAAGAAACUCUGAGGUUGCAUCCACAAGCUCCAUUGCUUCUAAGAGAAAGCAUGGAACAUAGAAAGAUCAAUGGAUACGACAUAUACCCCAAAACAAGGGUUCUAAUAAAUGUGUGGGAAAAUGGGAGGAGUCCACAAUAUUGGAAAAACCCAGAAGAAUUUUUCCCAGAGAGAUUCAAAGAUAGCUCCAUUGAUUAUCUUGGAAGCCAAAAUUUUGAAUACAUACCUUUUGGGGGAGGUAGAAGGGGUUUCCCAGGAAUGAAUAUGGCUGUCGUGUUAACAGAGCUUAUCCUUGCUAAUUUAUUGUACGCUUUCGAUUGGGAAUUACCAAAAGGAAUGAACAAGGAGGACAUAAGCAUGGAGGAAUCAUUAUCAGGCCUUAUUAUUCAUAAGAAAAUUCCGCUUAAACUUGUACCCAUCAAGUUUGUAUGA